GUAUCUACAGUCAAAAUAUUAAUAACUUGAAGAUCUGUCUAUAUAAUAACAAUAUCAUGUCAGAAGUGUUUAAUCCCGAUAAGAAACCAGAUUUAGAAGUUUUAGACCCCGUAUUGGAAGUCAAUGAAAAUAUUGCAGCUGAAAUAUUUGAUCGACCGCAGGAAGAAAAUGAAAUCGAAGAAAUACCACCGAGAAUAUUUGGUUUGAAAUAUAUUACGGAGCCAUUGACGCUACGGUCUUUAAAAAAUGCCGUCUAUGAAUUGGGAGUAGUGAAUUUAUGUUGGCCUGAAAUUACGGAUCCUGUGUUUGAAACAAGAACUUGCUUUCCAAAAAGUUAUUAUACGAAUAGUUCAAAAGAACGUCUUCUUCUUGCAUAUGCUGAGAAUUUCAGGAGGCAAUUUCAUUUUCAUUAUAAUGGAAGGAAGCCUUUGUUGCUGCAAGCGCCUAAUGAAUGUGGAUUGCAGAAAAUGGUGUGUACAACUAUCAGACCAACCAAGCUCUGCUAUGCCGAUACCAGUAACUGGGAAGGACUGGCAGCUUUAGUGUCCGACUACUUCGACUAUGAACCACUUACGAAGCCAAUGCUGCACCCCGAGCGCAUCAUGUCUCCAUACACGGCUAUCAUCAGACGCAGCGGUAAUCCAUUCGAGUUGGCCCACGUGCUGGUGUCCUGGCUGAUCGGCGCUGGAUACGACGCGUACGUGGUGGUAGGAUGCGCCAAAAGGGACACUUGUAUGGCUAUUCGGUAUAGGACUUUGUGCCCUGAAGUACCUGAUGAGGCAGAGAAAGUGGAAGCACCACAAACGUCAGGUGAAGAGCCCCGAUACAGACUGGUUCCAUUGCCAGAUUUGACAUCGAAGUAUGUUCUAGAAAGGGCACAAAAAGAAGCCGACGAGAAACAAGCGGCGAUAGAUAAAAUAGAAAAUGAACGCUUAAAGAAAAUUUCUGAAUUGGAGAAACCACCACCAGAUCCUAUUGACGGUUGGCGCACCCAUGCCUGGAUUCUGGUGUUACCUGGAUUUAUGGGAGUUGAAGAACCCUUUUUCAUAGAACCAAGUGAAGGCAAGGGAUAUCCACUUGAUGCAGACAAAUACCAAGAUAUUGACAGCGUUUAUAACCAUGAAAAUUAUUAUGCGAACCUCCAAGGCUGCGGCGCAGGCCUGCAGAGCAUAAGCUACGAUCUCUCGGAGCUGUCAUGCUGGGAGCACAUGCUGGCCGGCGAGCCUUAUUACCGAAGGCAGCUGGUUGGCAUCGACGUCACCGACAAACGCACUGCUGUGGAUACUGAGAAGCAUCUGGACGUGCCAGCCAGUUGGGUUGAGAAGCUUGAUAUCUCUGCUGAUGAAUACGAACAAAGAUAUCCGGGAAGUCAUAAAGUAAUACACUAUAAGAAAGUGUUGUUGGAGAAAUUUUCGCCUUACUCCCAGAGGGAUGGCAUCGUGAAACGUCUCAAGAUCUUCGAAGAUUAUGCUCUAACCGUGCCUUUGAUUACCUACGAAUGGUACAGAAACAGAGAAGAUCUAAUGGACGCGGUGAAAAUAGACCACGUCAAACGAGUGAUACGAGAAACAUUCGGCAUUGGGCGUAAAGAUCACUUGCUGAAGCAUACGUACUCGCUAGACGCACCAGUAACGUCCGUAGAGGGUGUUCGUACUCUAGAAUUUAACUACUACGCGCGUUUGGACCAUCUAACGAAAUUGGUCUGCUCCCCAUUGACCUUCGACGAGUAUUACACUAAGAGAGAUGACAGACUGGAGUCAAGAAUGGUUAUCUACACCGAAGGUACAAAAGCCGAACCCAAACGACAAUUCAAAGAUGUCAUCGAAACGUACAGUCGCAAUCCCGAUAUACCAGCAAAACUCGAUGUGUGGAAAAAGAUAUUCCACAUUCAAGAAAACACUAUUGAACUUUUGUACCACUAUGCGUACAAUUUUGUGACGAAUAACACGAGGAGUUAUAUCAAACCGAAUCUGGCGGAGACUGGGGGGAAGAUUCUUUUCUAUCCCGAUAAAACUUCUGGAUAUAUUGCUGAUCCUUGCGCCAGACAACCGCGACCUCUCGACGUUUAUUACACUCUUUGCGAAAACAUGGAAUGGGAAUAUAAAACGAACAAGCACAUACGAGACAGAGAGACUGACAUCAACGGGUAUUUAAGGCAAAGGCAUAAGGAGCUAACUGAGCCCGUCCUGUAUGUGUCUCUGUUUGACACGGAGAGAAACGAAGAGGCUAAGAAAGGUUGGAAAGAACAGGAAGCGCAAAAAGCCGAAGUAACUGAACGAGAGAAGGAAGCUGAGAUAGAUCCUCUAGCACCGUAUCUGGCGCGCAUGUUCGGCUCCGGACAUGGGACAGGAGCUCCGCUUACGAUAAAAGAAGCCACGUUGGUCCGGGAGCAAUGCAUUAACGAUUUUAAGAAUAAGCAGCUGAUGAGGCAGAACCUUGUCCAGGCGAGAUUUGAAAAGAUGAAUGCUGAAUAUAAGAACAAGAGGCUCUGGUACCUCGCUAAUCAGUUUAUUCUAACACCAGAAAAGGAAAGUGCUUAUUUUGCUACAAGUGCGGAGCUGGCAUUCCGUGUGCAUACACUGGAGGUACGUCUGACGAGACACCGGGACCUCUCAGGGCCUCGGUUCAAAGCGAUGAUGGACUACUUGGAUAAGCAUCCACUCCUCAAAGAAUACAACCGCGUCAGAUACUAUUAUGGCACGAAGUAGUUUUACAUUUUGUUAUGUUUUUACUUGGUUGUAGAGUUUUAGUUGUUAAUAAAUUUUAAUGAUGUUAAAAUAUGCU
Messenger RNA from Manduca sexta (tobacco hornworm), 2784 nucleotides. RefSeq names its product dynein regulatory complex subunit 7 (gene lobo). The transcript has 14 exons. Gene Ontology annotation, biological process: flagellated sperm motility. The record is from RefSeq and is a predicted model, not a curated record. Gene Ontology annotation, cellular component: motile cilium. Bases 57 to 2708 code for a protein of 883 amino acids. Lineage: Eukaryota; Metazoa; Arthropoda; Insecta; Lepidoptera; Sphingidae.